Psilocybe cubensis is the source of this 1917-nucleotide messenger RNA. RefSeq lists its product as uncharacterized. The coding region runs from base 1 to 1917 and encodes 638 amino acids. The record is from RefSeq and is a predicted model, not a curated record. Gene Ontology annotation, cellular component: histone deacetylase complex. The transcript is spliced from 10 exons. Gene Ontology annotation, molecular function: transcription corepressor activity; protein binding. Lineage: Eukaryota; Fungi; Basidiomycota; Agaricomycetes; Agaricales; Agrocybaceae. Gene Ontology annotation, biological process: regulation of transcription by RNA polymerase II.
AUGAUUUCUCCCCCCAAUGUUAUUACCUCGGAAGAGGUAAACUGCCUCAUCUACUCCUACUUUCAAGACUGCGGCUUCAACCAUUCUGCUUUCGCUCUUAGGAAUGAAGGCCGUUUGCAAAAUUCGCCCUUUUCACAAAAACACAUUCCGCGCGGGCAGCUCGUAGAUCUUCUUAGCAAGGCUCUGCUUUAUAUUGAAGUCGAGGCUCAUUGGCGGAAUGAUUCCCUCACAACUAACUGCAAAAGCAAUUUCUCCCUUAUUGACCACCAUAUAUGCUCUCUGGACGCGCCUCAGGAAACACACGACUCUCUUCAGGAUAAUCAGAUGGAUAUUGGUGAAUCUGAUUCAAUAUCCACACACGGCAUUACUUCGUCAUUGGCCAACACAUCACGUCCGUACGCCACCUCACAGCCGAAGGAUGUACCAUCCAGAAACGGUCCCCAGACUAAUGAUACAAAAGCGCCCAAUCAUACCUCUCAUAGAAUUAGCCCACCACGAUCACUUCCAUCUGCCCCCGAUAUCAAUACGAAACGGAAAACAUCACCAAUACCGAGUGAGGGACCUGUAGAGAAACGUGCAAGGCGUGCCUCUACCGACAUGGACAUUGACGAACGCUCCGAAUCUGCCGCAUCAACUUCACAAGAUCUUAGUCUUAAAAUUGAAACCAACCGGGCGUCUACGAGGAUGGAAACACGCGCACAAGGCCCUGGUGAUAACAAAACAGAUCCUCGCGUUAUGUUGUUACUUCCCGGACAUCAGACAGAGGUAUUCGUAUGUGCCUUCAAUCCCAAAAUGCACAAUUUGCUGGCUUCAGGAUCGAAAGACGCCGUUGUCAAUCUAUGGGACCUUCCAGACCCACCUACUACUCCUGGCGAGUAUGCUGAGAGUCCAGGGGAACCUCUUGUUUUGGAUAAUGUGUCAAGAGCUGUACAGGGAGACCUUACUUCACUGCAUUGGAAUCGAGAAGGAACACUACUUGCCAUCGGUUCAUAUGAUUCAAUUCUUCGUGUAUGUACCGAUUCUGGUUCGGUAUACUUCUCGCAUCCUCAGCACCAGAAGGGCCCGAUCUUUUCAACACGGUUUUCCAAAGAUGGCUCGUGGUUAUUGACUGCGAGUCUUGACGGAACCACGUGCCUAUGGGAUGUGAAAGAAAAGCGCUUGCACAGACAGUAUCGAUGUCACAAAGAUUGUUGUUUGGAUAUUGAGUGGCUUAGUGAAGACACAUUUGCAAGCGCCGGCGCGGACAUGCGUAUUUUUGUAAUGCGCGUUGACGAGGAUGAGCCGAUCAAAACAUUAGUUGGGCACAAAGAUGAGAUCAACCAGAUUAGAGUUAAUCCUGCUGGGACCAGAUUAGCAUCCUGUUCUGACGAUGGGACAGCCCAUAUAUGGAGAGUGGAUAAUAUUGACGAGGCCGCUGAUUCCAUUCCUGGUUUAUCCGCAUCGGAUCAUGGUGUUUCCCUAAAAGGCCACACGCAUUCCGUCAGUACUGUGGGUUGGUGUGUCGAUCAUCCGGCAGGGACGAAUGAACUUCUUGCCACGUCAUCCUUUGACUGCACUGCCCGGCUGUGGGAUUCAGUGACAGGGGAAUGCUUACAUGUGUUCAAGGAUCAUAGAGCACCAUUAUACGCACUAACCUUUAGCCCUGACGGAAAAUUCUUUGCCACUGGGAGUGGAGACGGAUGGCUGCAUUUGUACCAAACAAGGACAUAUGCUCGAAUAUGGUCAUGGUUCGCUGGGUUCGAAAAACCGGGUAUAUUUGAGAUCGACUGGCAGGAAUAUGAUGGGGUGAACCGGAUCGCAAUGGCGCUCGAGUGUCGACAGGUUGCGGUGCUGGACGUGAAUAAGCUGGAUAGUUAUCGGACAGCAAUAGCAGGUGAAAAACGGACAGCCUCUCGGAUAGAGGAGGUUGUUGUAUGA